AGAAAAAUGCGACCAGAUGGCAAAAGAGGAGAAGGCUAAGAAAGAUUCAGGAAAGAAAGGAGACAAGAAAGAUUCGAGUAAAGGAGACAAGAAAGAUUCUGGCAAAGGAGACAAGAAAGGUUCGGGCAAAGGGGACGGUAAAGAUUCAGGCACGGAAGGAGGCAAGAAAAAGGGUGCCGGCAACAAAGAAGAUGCUGCCAAGAAAGAAGCCGAAGCAAAGAAAAAGUGUGAAGAAAUGGCCUUAAUGGAAAAAUGCGACAAGAUGGCCAAAGACGAGAAGGCUAAGAAAGAUUCAGGGAAGAAAGGAGACAAGAAAGAUUCGGGAAAAGGAGACAAGAAAGAUUCUGGCAAAGAAGGAGACAAGAAAGAUUCAGGCAAGAAAGGAGACGGUAAAGAUUCAGAGAAGGAAGGUGGCAAGAAAAAGGGUGCUGGCAACAAAGAAGAUGCUGCCAAGAAAGAAGCCGAAGCAAAGAAAAAGUGUGAAGAAAUAGCCUUAAAGGAAAAAUGCGACCAGAUGGCAAAAGAGGAGAAGGCUAAGAAAGAUUCCGGUAAGAAAGGAGACAAGAAAAAUUCGGGCAAAAAAGAAGGCAAGAAAGAUUCGGGCAAAGGAGACAAGAAAGAUUCGGGUAAAGAUGGAGACGAUAAAGAUUCAGGCAAAGGAGGCAAAAAAGAGGGUACCGGCAAGAAAGAAGAUGCUGCCAAGAAAGAAGCCGAAGCUAAGAAAAAAUGUGAAGAAAUAGCCUUAAAGGAAAAGUGCGACAAGAUGGCAAAAGAGGAGAAGGCUAAAAAGAUUCAGGGAAAAAAGGAGACAAGAAAGAUUCGGGAAAAGAAGAAGACAAGAAAGAUUCAGGUAAAGAAGGAGGCAAGAAAGGCGCCGCCAAGAAAGAUGCGGCCAAGAAAGAUGCUGCCAAGAAAGAAGCCGAAGCUAAGAAAAAAUGUGAAGAAAUUGCCUUAUUCAGGGAAGAAAGGAGACAAGAAAGAUUCGGGAAAAGGAGACAAGAAAGAUUCUGGCAAAGGAGACAAGAAAGAUUCAGGCAAGGAAGGAGACGGUAAAGAUUCAGGGAAGGAAGGUGGCAAGAAAAAGGGUGCUGGCAACAAAGAAGAUGCUGCCAAGAAAGAAGCCGAAGCAAAGAAAAAGUGUGAAGAAAUAGCCUUAAUGGAAAAAUGCGACAAGAUGGCCAAAGAGGAGAAGGCCAAGAAAGAUUCAGGGAAGAAAGGAGACAAGAAGAAAGAUUCGGGUAAAGAUGGAGACAAGAAAGAUUCGGGUAAAGGAAGCAAGAAAGAUUCGGGUAAGGAAGUAGACGGUAAAGAUUCAGGCAAGGAAGGUGGCAAGAAAAAGGGUGCCGGCAACAAAGAAGAUGCUGCCAAGAAAGAAGCCGAAGCAAAGAAAAAGUGUGAAGAAAUAGCCUUAAAGGAAAAAUGCGACAAGAUGGCCAAAGCGGAGAAGGCCAAGAAAGAUUCCGGCAAAAAAGGAGACAAGAAAGAUUCGGGCAAGGAAGGAGACGUUAAAGAUUCAGGCAAAGAAGAAAAUGAUAAAGAUUCAGGCAAGGAAGGGAAAAACAAAAAGGCCAGCAAGAAAGAAGAUGCUGCCAAGAAAGAAGCCGAAGCUAAGAAAAAGUGCGAUGAAUUGGCACAAAAGGAAAAAUGCGACAAGAUGGCCAAAGACGAGAAGGCCAAGAAAGAUUCCGGCAAAAAAGGAGAUAAGAAGAAAGAUUCGGGCAAGGACGGAGACAAGAAAGAUUCGGGCAAAGAAAAAAUGAUAAAGAUAAAGAAAUGGGCAAGACAGGGAACAAGAAAGAAGGAAAGGGAAAAGAAGAACUGAAAAAAAGUCUAAGGAAUUAGAGGAGAAAGAAAAAUGCCAAGAAUUAGCAGAAACAGAGAAAA
Messenger RNA from Drosophila serrata, 1884 nucleotides. RefSeq names its product cylicin-2-like. Lineage: Eukaryota; Metazoa; Arthropoda; Insecta; Diptera; Drosophilidae. The record is from RefSeq and is a predicted model, not a curated record.